Messenger RNA from Hippocampus zosterae (dwarf seahorse), 5077 nucleotides. RefSeq names its product sorting nexin-1-like. Gene Ontology annotation, biological process: early endosome to Golgi transport; intracellular protein transport. The transcript is spliced from 15 exons. Lineage: Eukaryota; Metazoa; Chordata; Actinopteri; Syngnathiformes; Syngnathidae. Gene Ontology annotation, cellular component: endosome membrane; endosome. Gene Ontology annotation, molecular function: phosphatidylinositol binding. The record is from RefSeq and is a predicted model, not a curated record. Bases 302 to 2623 code for a protein of 773 amino acids.
UGUCGAUGCGGGCGUGCUAGCUCGCUAGGCUAACCAGGAAGUGAAAAGUGACAGCGGCGGUUCAUUGACGUCGCGCCCCCGUCUCCCCUCCUCCUCCGCCCUCACUCCACUACCUACUUCUCUGACACUUUGGAGCACUUCCACCGUCCCCCAGGCGUCACUUUCCACAGCCGCGUUGCGUGUGCUCGCAUGGGCAGCGGAGGAGUAAAGCUUAUCCGCCGAAAAGCACACACGUUCCCCGACGUCUGUCGUGUCUCGUCUCUCAGCUCGGGUGUGAAGUUUGUAAAUUAGCGAAUUGAAGAUGGCGACCAGCUCGGAGCGCAGUCCUCCUCCGUUCCCCGACGCCGGAGACCCCGCGGGCCGAGGCAGCGAUGAAGACGACGGAGACGACCUCUUCGUGAGUGUGAGCAACUCCUCCCUGAGUGAGACGGCGGCGACGGUCAGUCAGCACAGUGACGAUUUGGUGACUCCGCCCAGCGACGCCACGGCAGACCUGUCGAGUGAACCCAUCAGUAGCGGCUUGGGAUCCAAAACGCCCAGCGACAAUUUGAUGUCGCCUCCCAGCGACGCCAUGAGCGACCCCAUCAGCAGCGGGUCCGAGUCCAAAACGCCCAGCGAGCCCUCCGACGACUUUGACGAUCUGGCGGGCAACUGGAUGACUCCGACCGCCUCCGUCGAAUCCGGAGGUGGAAAGGGAGCAAGUGAAAACCAACUCCGGGAUGAGUUUGUUGACAUACUGGGAAACGAAACUGAAGCGCCGACCCGGGACGUGGCGGUUGAGAGCGCGGGAGAAAGUGGGCCCGAUGAGGUCGGCGACGCAAAAGAGGAAGUCAAAGAAACCGCUCUGCUUUUAGAUAUCGGUUCCUCGGCAGAUCUCGCCCCGCGCCAGCCGAGUAAAAUAGUCGACCCUCUGGCCGACCUCUUUGACGAUCCUCCGCCAGCUGCGGCCCCGAAGCAAAGCGCCGGCGCCGACCUGUUUGAAGACCAAGGCGGCGACUUGUUCGCCGACCCGCCACUGAUCAAAACCGCCAAGCCGCCUCAGAAGAGCCUCUUCGGCGAGCCCGACGAGGAUCUGUUCGGCGAACCGCUUGGCGCCAAGAAGAAGCCCGCCGGCGGCGAGCUGCGGGACGAGCCCCCGGCAGACAAAUCGGCGAGCCGUCACGGCGGCAAAGUGGGCGGAGCUCCCCCGCCGCAGCUGAACCGCGCCGACAUCUUCGCCGAAGAAGCCCUCGCCCCCGGCCACUCCGCUCAAAGGACAAACGGAGUCCACGGAGAAGUCGGCGCUGAUAUCUUUGCAGAAGCCACAGUGGAGCUCUCCCUAGACAGUCCGCAAAGCGAAAGGAAGAAGGCGGGGGCCACUCCCGCCACCGGCACCGCCGCCGCCGGCAGCAAACCUUCCACGUCGGCUCCAGCCGCCAAGCAAGCGACGGCUGCGCUGGAGGAACUGGAAGAAGAGGAGUCGUCGGAGCUGGAAGACAAAUUUGACAUCACCGUCUCCAUUACCGACCCAGAAAAAAUAGGGGACGGCAUGACCGCCUACAUGGCCUACAAAGUGUCCACUCGGACCACACUCGGCAUGUUCCGCAACAAGACGUUCACGGUGCGCCGACGCUUCAGCGACUUCUUGGGCCUGUACGAGAAGCUCUCGGAGAAGCACGGCCCCAACGGCUUCAUCGUGCCCCCGCCGCCCGAGAAGAGCAUCCUCGGUAUGACCAAGAUGAAGGUGGGGAAAGAGGACUCGUCGUCGGCGGACUUUGUCGAGAGGAGGAGAGGCGCCCUGGAGAGGUACCUUCAGAGGGUGGUCACUCACCCCUCGCUUCUCCAAGACCCCGACGUGCGAGAGUUCCUGGAGAGAGACGAGUUGCCCCGCGCGGUGAGCACGCAGGCCCUGAGCGGCGCCGGCUUCCUGAAAAUGAUCAACAAGGCGACCGACGCCGUCAGCAAAAUGACCAUCAAGAUGAACGAGUCGGACGCGUGGUUUGAGGAAAAGCUGCAGGAGGUGGAGUCUGCGGACCAACAGUUCAGGAAGCUCCACGCGCUGGUGGAGUCGCUGGUCCUUCACAGGAAAGAGCUUUCCACGAACACGGCGAGCUUCGCCAAGAGCGCCGCCAUGCUCGGCAGCGCCGAGGACAACACGGCGCUGUCCCGGGCCCUCUCGCAGUUGGCCGAGGUGGAGGACAAGAUGGAGCAGCUGCACCAGCAGCAGGCGGCCAACGACACUUUCGGCUUCGCCGAGCUCAUCGCCGAUUUCAUCCGACUGCUCGGUGCCGUCAGGGGCUCGUUCGACCAUCGCAUGAAGUCGUGGCAGCGCUGGCAGGACGCGCAGAGCACGCUGCAGAAGAAGCGCGAGGCCGAGGCCAAGCUCCAGUGGGCCAACAAGCCCGACAAGCUGCAGCUGGCCAAAGAGGAGAUCGCCGAGUGGGAGGCCAAAGUGACGCAGUUUGAGCGAGACUUUGACCGAGUGUCGGCCACCGUGCGCAGGGAAGUGCUGCGAUUUGAGAAAGAAAAAGCCAGGAACUUCAAAAGGCAGAUCAUCAACUAUCUGGAGAAUCUGCUCAAGUCUCAGCAGCAGAUGAUCAAGUACUGGGAGGCCUUCUUACCCGAGGCCAAAGCCAUCGCCUGAGUUGGGGGGCGACGCUCACCUUCUGCCUUUUUUUUUUUUGUUCUUUUCUCUUUCUUACUUUCUUUUUCCUUUCGGCUCAAACUCGACGUCCCGCCUUUCAAACCAACGAAGGGCGCGUGGCGUCGUCAAAAGAGAGUUUACGGUCAACUCGCUUUCCGAUCGACCCUCUUUCGAACGGUCUCGUCCGCCGUUACGUAACCCUCACAGCGCACGUAUUUUCUUAAGAGAUUGGCACUUUUCUCCACAUUUUGUCGUUUACGGUGCGUCGGGGGUGAAAGCGGCGAAAUGACUCAAAAGGGAUUCAAGACAUGUCGUGAUGCUGUGAUGGGGCACGGGGGGCAUUAGAACGCGCCGGAUGUAUCUUGCGUCAUGUAGAGAUGAAAAAAAAAUCGAUUGAUCCAAAUGAUUUGACGUUUUUGUGCCUUCUGCCGAGGAGCGACGGGGAUGAGAUGCCGGCGUCCAUCGAUGACGAAACUUGUUUGGUUUAGCGCAUGUCUAUUCUUCUUAUUGACCGUACGAAGGAGUAUUUGGAGUACGCGACAAAUCGGAUGGUGCAAAAUUGACGAUCGUUCCCGGUUAAUAGUCGCAUAACCCUACCGGCAAAGAAAUUGAAAUGACAAUCGAUCGUAACGUUUACGUUGAUUCAUUAUUUUUAGUUGCUUUGCUUUGCUAGCAGCUAACUCCGCCCCCUCCCCCAAAAAACCCCCACACGCUUUACCUGCAUUUGUUUGAUUAUCCAGAUGACACUUAAAAGUCCCAAAAAUUUGCCACUAAUAUCAAACCGGUUUAUGAUGAAACAACCCCCCCCAAAAGGACCACUUUUACUUGUUAAAAAAAAAACUUCAAUUUUUGUUUUGAAUUUAAAAAAAAAAAUCCAAUAAAUUUCACCUUUACUAGCGGCAAACCUUCCGAACAAAAAAUGUGUACAAUGUUUUGUUCUAUUAUUCGUAUGACACAAAAAAAAACAUAACUUGUCGGACUCAUAAAGUUGAUAAGUCGUUAGUUGCCCCCCCCCAAAAAAAAAAUGCACAUUCCUGGUUGACGAUGACAAAAACCCGUCAAAAGUAACAAUUUCACACGCAAAUAUUUGACUCAUUGAUCGUAAAGUAUGUGUGCGCGCAAAUUUCACCUGCUUUCUUAACAAUCAAAAACGCCACGUGGAAAAAAGUUGUUUUUUUGUUGACACGAAAAGCCAAGUUUUGCAGCGAAUUGUUCCGAACAAUGAUGGAUGAUGACAGAAUGAAUGAAACAAAAAAGUCGCAAGAUAACGUGCAAAAAAAUAGAAGUGGCACAAUUAAAAAAAAAAAAAAGUUCAUAAUCUUUACUUGCGGAAUUUCCAGAAUGUCCUGUCGGCAAACGUUACAAAAAAGUUUUGUGUGUGUGUGUGGGGUUUUUUUUUUUUUUUUUUUUUUUUGGUGAAUGUACAAAGUGGAAAACAGAUUCAAAGUUACUGAUUGGACAACACAAUUUCACUGAGUCAAAUGUACGUCUUUUUUGUUGUUGUUUUCUUGCUGCAUUUAUUACAAACAAAGAACAAAUGUUUUUUCUUUGGUUUGUUUUUGCGGUAUUUCCUUUUUCGACUGUAUUAGGAUUGUACACAAAAAAAAUCGGAUUAAAAAAAGUCAUACCAAAAUUUAGAACUUAAUUGUUCCAAAUGUUCUAUAUAUCACGCCCCAGAUCAUCAAUAGCAAUUACAAAUUAACCCAUUUAGCAUAAAUGUAAAAAAAAAAGAAUUGUAAAGUACAUUUUGUAUAAUUUUUCUUUUCAGAUGCAGUCUUUAUUUUACUGUCUUUUAUAUACUUGGUCUUUUUGUGUUUUUCUUUUUUCUCCUCUUGUAAAAUGAGAAUAUGACUUAUCACUUGUAAUUUUUUUUUUUUUUACAUAUAGCGCAUGACUGCCCAAUGAUUUUGAUAAGGCUCACCGUGGCCCAAAUAUUCCUUCGUACUUUUUACUGUUGGACAAUAGAACAAGCACGACUUAAUUGUCAAAUAAGCAUUUUAUUCCCCCCCCCCCACCCCCCAUUUAAAAGCAAGAUAAGUGACGUGACAAAAUAUGAUAGGAAACAUGCUGCACAAUGAAGUGGGUGUCCUGGCUAAUUUCUACAAACAGCCUGACACAAAAAAUAUCUCAAGAAAUGCGUGCGUGCGUCGAAACGCUUCUCUCAAUGUUCCUUGACAAGUCUCACGAAUGGUAAAUUGAGUCGCGUGCGUGCCAGGGCGUGAAGUCGAGCGAAGAAAGUCUUUUCGUAGCUUUAAUUUUGUUCACAUGCGGUGAGGAAAGAAUGCAUUUCAUGUUGGAUGAAAUCUCGGUCAUUUUUCGCGGAGGCCGUCGCUGAAUGCAAUGUGAGAUUGUUUUUUUCUCAAUACAUUGAUCCAAAGUCACCAAUGUGCACCCGUGACACGGAAAUUUUCUUGGAGAAGAAAUCAAAUAAACGUUGCACUGUUUACACUUGGA